AUGCUGAGAUGCAGGGCUCGUUGUUUGCAUCUCGGGGCGACGGCUCUCUGGGGGGCCCAAGCUCCUGCACAGAAACCCGUGUCUCCCAGUCCCCCACUCAACCUGGACGACAGGAAGGUGUUCCAGCACAAGGCCAACUGGGAGAUCACUCGUGGACUGCUGGUCUUCCUGCUCUGCUCCUCCCCGCAGCUGGUUCAGAAGGCACCCAGGCUCCUUUCUGUCUCCCGACGGGUUCUGGGCCGCCGACUCUGGGGCAGUUUGCUCCGUCUCACGCUUUAUGGACAGUUUGUGGCGGGUGAAACCCCUGAGGAGAUCAAAGCCACCCUGCAGCGGCUCCAGCAGUUGAAAGUCCGCCCUCUCCUCGCAGUCCCAAUCGAGGAAGAUGUGGGACAGGCAAAAGAAGGGGAGGGGUGGUAUGACACGAAUGCCCAGGCCAUGCUUGCCUGCCUGGAUCUGUCAGUGAGGGGCCUGUCAGGGGAAAGUCCCCGUAAUCCCAUGAUGCAACUGAAAAUAACAGCCCUAAUGGGAGCUGAGCUCUGUGUGAAACUGACCUCUGUUAAAACCAUCACUCUUCGGCUGCAAGAGCAGGAAGGACCAUUAGACCUGACUGUUGAGAGAGUCCUGGCUCUAUUGAAAGGAGAGGAACUGAGCUUCGGAUGCCUGAGCCCAGAAGAGAACCUGCAUUUCCAAAAAUCACUGAGUCGCCUCAGAUCUGUAGCAGAGUAUGCUGUGGAGAAAAAGGUCCGUGUCCUGGUAGAUGCUGAAUACACCUACAUUAAUCCUGCCCUGUCACUAGUUACCAUGGCAAUGAUGGCUGCCUGUAACACCCAAGUCCCAUGGAUCUGGAACACAUAUCAAGCAUAUCUCAAGGACACUCUGAAGCGGCUGAGUCACGACAUGGCCCUCGCUGAGCGCUUGGGGGUAUGUUUUGGAGUGAAGUUGGUCCGAGGAGCUUAUCUGGAGAAGGAACGGCAACGGGCAAGGGAAAAAGGAUAUCGUGAUCCUGUGCAUGCCACCUGGGAAGCUACCAAUGAAAGUUACAGGCGCUGUCUAGAUUUCGCCUUGGACAGAGCGUCUCAUGCCGGAGGCAGGUUUGAGCUGAUAGUGGCCACGCACAACAAAGCCUCGGUGGAGCAUGCUGUGCGAAGGAUCGAGGAGAUGGACAUCAACAAGAACGAUGGCCCUGUCAGCUUUGGGCAGCUUCUGGGCAUGUGUGACCACAUUUCCUUGCCGCUGGGGCAUGCAGGUUACGCCGUCUACAAAUCCAUCCCCUAUGGUUCUGUGGAGGAGGUGAUCCCCUACCUGAUCCGCCGCGCUCAUGAGAACCGGAGUGUCCUCCAAGGAAUCCGGGAGGAGCGAGAUCUGUUGCGCUCGGAACUGUGGAGACGGAUUCUGAGGAAGCCCUGA
Messenger RNA from Gekko japonicus, 1407 nucleotides. RefSeq names its product proline dehydrogenase (oxidase) 2 (gene PRODH2). Lineage: Eukaryota; Metazoa; Chordata; Lepidosauria; Squamata; Gekkonidae. The coding region runs from base 1 to 1407 and encodes 468 amino acids. Gene Ontology annotation, molecular function: FAD binding; proline dehydrogenase activity. The record is from RefSeq and is a predicted model, not a curated record. Gene Ontology annotation, cellular component: mitochondrion. The transcript is spliced from 11 exons.